Messenger RNA from Spodoptera frugiperda (fall armyworm), 1140 nucleotides. RefSeq lists its product as uncharacterized. NCBI's taxonomy places the organism in Eukaryota, Metazoa, Arthropoda, Insecta, Lepidoptera, Noctuidae. The transcript has 3 exons. The record is from RefSeq and is a predicted model, not a curated record. Bases 117 to 938 code for a protein of 273 amino acids.
GCGAGACGUAUCUAGUAUAUGACUUUCUUUGGUGUGGGCGGGGUUCUACUUAAUGUAUAAAAGGCUCGUCAGGAGAUCACAACGCGUAUUACAGAGAACACUUUUGUGCCUCCAAUAUGAAGGUGCUAGUAAUCACACUGCUAUGCGCAAUCGCGAGCUGCGCAGCAGGAGGAUCCGUGGCGUGGCCUGGUGCCAUCGCAGUGUCCUCCCCUCUCCUGAAGACCAUCAUCCCAGGGGAGACAAAGACCACCGCCUAUUCCACAACACAAUAUAUUAAUGCGGUGCCAACAUCGUAUGCAUUCGCUGCGCAGCCUCAGUUCGCAUACCACGGAGUGCCACAAGUCAACAGCUUCGCGUCCCUACAACCAGCAUACUACCCCAUAGCGGCACACUCGUAUAUUCCAACUACCAACGUCUUCUAUCCUUCAGCAGCUUCAUUUGCUCCAGUCCAGGCAUUAGCUCCUGGAUUCCCAGCAGCUCCUGCCUUCCCAUCAGCCCCUGCCUAUCCUAGCGCUCCUGAAAGCAGUCCUGCUCCUGCUUACCCUGGAAGCUCACCGAGCCCACCCUCUUCUCCAUCUGGGGACGCCGAUUCUGCCGUAGUAGACUCAGCAGACUAUAACGCUGAACAGCAAAGACAACAAGAACCUGCAUCAACUCCAGCUCCUCAACCUCCAGCGCCUGAACCCACUCAGCCAGCCCCGCAGUUCCCACCUUUCCCCCCUUCCAACACCUUCCCCAAUUUCCCUAGUUUCCCCCAACUGCCUCAAGAGCCUGGACAGGCUCCUUCAUUCCCGCAACUUCCUCAGCAGCCAAUUGCACAAUACCCAGACAACAUUUUCCUUCAGGGAACUUCCUCACCUCCCUCCAGUUUUCCUGGAGCCAACAACGAAGACAAAGGUCUAAAUGACGCAGACACGGUAUCCGUAGAAUCUGCUUAAAAUAUGUAUAUUCAUCAAAAUUUUCAAAAUAUGUAUAUCAGUACAUUUUUGUGAUAGGAUUAGCUUUCUAUUAUUAUAUGAAAGUGUUCUGCCAUAGAAAAUCAUUUCUAUGUGUGUAAUUUGUAUUUAUGAACAAUCUCAUUUUUGUUAUUUAUCAAUAUUUCAAACUUGAUUGAACCAUAUACAUCGAAUUUUUUUCACA